This is a messenger RNA of Owenia fusiformis, 945 nucleotides long. The record is from the annotation of a GenBank genome assembly. Lineage: Eukaryota; Metazoa; Annelida; Polychaeta; Sabellida; Oweniidae.
ACGAGAUCUCGUGCUGCAGAUCAUUUUUGUAUUUGCAGCUUUCAUAAUGAAUACGUUCUUAUCUCGGGCAAACACUAUAUUUGCAUUCACACUAAGUGUGCUCGCAUCGCUAACAUUUGGAUGUUUCCUAUCUACGUAUUUUAACACCAAUCUGACCGACGUUAGGAUAAAUACAGGCAAAAUUAUAGUAAAAAAUGUUCCAGACUACAGUGCAUCUAGAGAGAAGCAGGACCUUGGCUUUAUAACAUUUGACAUCGAUAGUGAUUUAACCAACAUAUUUAACUGGAAUGUAAAAAUGCUAUUUUUAUAUCUUACAGCUGAGUAUGAAACUAAAACAAAUGUGUUAAACCAAGUUGUAUUAUGGGACAAGAUCAUAAAUCGUGGUGACAAUGCCAACCUGGACUACAGGAGCAUGAAUGCAAAGUAUUACUUCUGGGAUGAUGGACAUGGUCUCAAGGGAAACCAGAAUGUAACACUAACUUUAUCAUGGAAUGUCAUCCCUAAUGCAGGAGGAUUACCAAAGAUCCGUGGACUAGGGGAACAUUCAUUUGCAUUUCCAAAUGAAUAUGCCGUCAACAAGGUGUAAAACUGUGAAGAGAAACACUGAAAUCUCAUCUGAGUUUGCCUCAAAAGAUUUGUUCAUGAAAUAUCACCUGGUCAUAAAUCUUUGCAAAAAACAUGGGCGUUGUCAGGCUUAAAACAAGAAAGGCAAGGACAUCACCAAAUUUUUACUGAAAAAUAUUGUUGAUACAAUGUUUUAGAGAAAAAAAAAUUAUACAGGCUAAUUUUUAUUUGAAACUGUUAAACUGUUGUCCAAUUGUAGCAUUUUAACCUCAAAAUCUUAAACUUGCCUCACCUAUUAAAAUUUAUUAAAAUUUGCCUCACCUGUUUUCUGACCAGAAUUACACCUGUGAGAAAUCUAGAGAUGAAUAAUCUGUGAAAACA